CUCUCUUGUACAAGGGUCUGUUGAUAGCGUGGUUGCUACCGUCUCAAAGGCUAUGGAAAACCAAGCCUUUCUUCAACAAGGACCAGUAGACAGCCAGAUUGCUGCCGGCUCAAAGGCUAUGGAAAACCAGGCCUCUCUUGGACAAGGGUCUGUAGACGACCAGAUUGAUGCCAGCUCAAAGGCUAUGGAAAACCAAGCAUCUGUUGUACAAGGGUCUGUUCACAGUCAGACUGCUGCCGACUCAAAUGCUAUGGAAAACCAGGUCUCUUUUGUAGAACGACCUGUAGAAAGCCAUACUGCUGCCGACUCAAAUGCUAUGGAAAACCAAGCAUCUGUUGUACAAGGGUCUGUUCACAGUCAGACUGCUGCCGACUCAAAUGCUAUUGAAAUCCAAGCCUCUCUUGUACAAGGGUCUGUUGAUAGCGUGGUUGCUACCGUCUCAAAGGCUAUGGAAAACCAAGCCUUUCUUCAACAAGGACCAGUAGACAGCCAGAUUGCUGCCGGCUCAAAGGCUAUGGAAAACCUUGUCUCUUUUGUAAAACGACCUGGAGAAAGCCAUACUGCUGCCGACUCAAAUGCUAUUGAAAUCCAAGCCUUUCUUGAACAAAUGCCUGUAGACAGCAAGACUGCUGCCGGCUUAAGGGCUGUAGAAACCCAGGCCUCUCUUGUACAAGGACCUGUAGACAGUCAGACUGUUGCCGCCUCAAAGGCUGUAGAAAACAAAGUCUCUCUUCAACAAGGACCAGCAGACAGCCAAAUUGCCGCCGGUCCGAAGGCUAUGGAAAACCAGGCCUCUCUUCUACAACGACCUGUAGAAAGCCAGAUUGAUGCCGGCUCAAAGGCUAUGCAAAUCGAAGCCUCUCUUGGACAAGGGUCUGUAGACGACCAGAUUGAUGCCAGCUCAAAGGCUAUGGAAAACCAAGCAUCUGUUGUACAAGGGUCUGUUCACAGUCAGACUGCUGCCGACUCAAAUGCUAUUGAAAUCCAAGCCUCUCUUGUACAAGGGUCUGUUGAUAGCGUGGUUGCUACCGUCUCAAAGGCUAUGGAAAACCAAGCCUCUCUUGUACAAGGACCUGUAGACAGUCAGACUGUUGCCGCCUCAAAGGCUGUAGAAAACAAAGUCUCUCUUCAACAAGGACCAGCAGACAGCCAAAUUGCCGCCGGUCCGAAGGCUAUGGAAAACCAGGCCUCUCUUCUACAACGACCUGUAGAAAGCCAGAUUGAUGCCGGCUCAAAGGCUAUGCAAAUCGAAGCCUCUCUUGGACAAGGGUCUGUAGACGACCAGAUUGAUGCCAGCUCAAAGGCUAUGGAAAACCAAGCAUCUGUUGUACAAGGGUCUGUUCACAGUCAGACUGCUGCCGACUCAAAUGCUAUUGAAAUCCAAGCCUCUCUUGUACAAGGGUCUGUUAAUAGCGUGGUUGCUACCGUCUCAAAGGCUAUGGAAAACCAAGCCUUUCUUCAACAAGGACCAGUAGACAGCCAGAUUGCUGCCGGCUCAAAGGCUAUGGAAAACCAGGUCUCUUUUGUAGAACGACCUGUAGAAAGCCAUACUGCUGCCGACUCAAAUGCUAUUGAAAUCCAAGCCUUUCUUGAACAAAUGCCUGUAGACAGCAAGACUGCUGCCGGCUUAAGGGCUGUAGAAACCCAGGCCUCUCUUGUACAAGGGCCUGUAGACAGUCAGACUGUUGCCGCCUCAAAGGCUUUAGAAAACAAAGUCUCUCUUCAACAAGGACCAGCAGACAGCCAAAUUGCCGCCGGUCCGAAGGCUAUGGAAAACCAGGCCUCUUUUGUACAACGACCUGUAGAAAGCCAGAUUGCUGCCGGCUCAAAGGCUAUUGAAAACCAAGCCUCUCUUGGACAAGGACCAGUAGACCACAAGAAUGCCACAAAAUCGAAGCCUAUGGUAAACCAGACUCUGGAUAGUACUGUUGUCAUGGCUGUUGAAGCCCACGCCUCUUUUGUGCCGGGACCUGAAAGUGGUCAGGUUCCCACGGUGUCUAUGGAAAAAAAAAACACCUCUCUGGCGAUGGGGGCUACAAAUAACCAGAAUGAUACUCUGUCCAAGAUUGGGGUAAACCAAACAUCUCCAGCUGCAGACUGGGCAGUAAACCACGCUGAUAGUACAUGGCAGGCUUCUGAAAACCGAACCGUCCCAAUACCACAACAGACUGACACUGAAAUGAUGAUGCUGAAAUCGGCUGUCAUGGCAGGAUCUUUGGAUAUCAAGGCAGGUGCGUGUCCAAGACUUUCGCCACCCCAGGCAUUUGUUGCAUCAAGUGAUAAUUCUCCAAGGGAUCAAAUCCACGUGGUAGACCAAAAGACAAAGACACCCAUCACUCAGGUGUCAUUCAAGGACCAAAUCCAUGCCUCCAAAUUUAAUGAAACUCGGUCCAACCAACAUACCUGCAAUACAGCUUUUCCUUGCAAUGUUGAGACAGUGUCCCGUCACGCAGUGUCAAGUCGCACAGUGUCCAGCCGCGCCAGAAGGAAAACAUAUAACAAGCAUGACGCCAGGGAUCUUCACCAGCAAGACAGACGAAAACGUCACAGGAAGACGAAAGCACCAUCCACUCUCAGACGAGACAGAGCACGAACACAACAAUGGCUACAAGAUGAGAAGAUAAGUAUUCAUGGAGAGAAGAAAAGUUCAGAAACGUCCAUGACUCAGAAUAAUUCAGGCCAGCUGCCCAGACUGGAAGAACGUACCGCCCGCUCUUGCACCGCCUGUGUUGGCACUUUGCUUGAACACGCUGGUAGCAGCAUUGACUUGAUCGAACUAAAGCAGAACAUUGUCUUGGAUUUGGGACCAGACCAGUUCCAUGACGAAACAAGGACUAUUUAUGGAGCAAUGGUUCAUCUUCUUCCAAACAAGAAGGAAUGGCAGCUGAAACGGUUAAUGCAUGCCCCAGGUAAUGGACGCCAUGAGACAUGUGUCCACAACAUGGUCAGGGAACUGAAGGCCGAGGGCAAGAAGAUGGGGCAUCUGCUACACUAUUUCUCCCAGGAGAAGACGAAGCGAGCGGAUAUCGUUAAGCUGAUGACCCAGAUACAUCAGUGUGAUUUCUGCACAAACAUUGCAGCGGAUGUCAUCUGAGCUACAUUUAAGACCACACUGGCUUUUGUUCAUCGAUGGCCUUUAGUAUUUGAUGGCCUCACUUCUUUCAUUGUCGUAGUUGUUUAAUCAGAAUUAUAAAUAUCAAGCCUUUGUUAACUACAUUGAUAGUUGUCAACAUGCAGUAAAGCUUCAUGCUAAAGUGUCUCCUUUAUGAGCACAUAUGCACCCUCUCAUCAUAGUUUUGUCUGCUUUCGAAUUAGGAGUAUGUAAAUUAUCUUUAAUUAUUUAGAUUACGGUUACAAAUAUAUGUUUAUUAUGGUCCUUAGUCUCAAAUGUAGGUUUACCUGGCAAUAGAUUAUACAACGUGGAUUCUGAACCAACAUAUGAUGAUGAAUUUCAAUAUUCAGUUUAAAGAAAGAAUUGCAUCAGGCCUUGGCUUCUUCAGAGAAGCAGAUUUCGACUGGGUUCCUGAUGACGUGUGAAAUAUAGUUUGACACAGUGCGAAUUAUGUAACUGAUAAGGUUCAGACAGUUUCCAAGUAUUCGUCUUUUCUAUUUGUUAUGAUUAAGGAAAUGGUUUAGUCUUUUUUAUUUGUGAUGAUUAAGGAAAUGAUAUAGUCUUUUUUAUUUGUGAUGAUUAAGGAAAUGGUUUAGUCUUCUUUAUUUGUGAUGAUUAAGGAAAUAUUUUAG
Molecule: messenger RNA, 3744 nt
Organism: Haliotis rubra (blacklip abalone)
Lineage: Eukaryota; Metazoa; Mollusca; Gastropoda; Lepetellida; Haliotidae
Exons: 9
Coding region: 53-3094 (1013 amino acids)
Source: RefSeq, a predicted model, not a curated record